CCUGCCUUCACAAACGGGGCAAGCAUGACGCUUUUAGAACUACUCCGCAAAACCCAGGUUUGUCUCACCGACAAGUGAACUCUGGAACAAAUUGCCUCGGGCUACACGGGGAAAUCUUCAUGCGGGAUAAAAUCGGAAGACUGCAUGUAGUUAUAUCCUUGUUAAUCGCACUGAAGUUCUGAAUGCGGGUGUAGGGACGCAGCAAUAAACUGUGUUCUGGAUUACAAAAGAACAGUUGAUUGCUGAUUAAGGAAACUGUUUCACUUGGGUCAAAUGGGUACACAAGGAUUGUUUUGCUACGUGGUGUUCGUUGCUUAUACCGGUUUCAGUUUGGAAAAUCCGACCUCCUGCGAUGAAGUUCGCAAAGUUUUCCAAAUGAGGCAGAUUGGACCGGUGAAAUCAUUGCCGGAGUCACCUAGAAAAGGAUCUGAUCUUCAGGUAUGCAUGUCCAAGAAUCUCACUUGCUGCACCAAAAAGAUGGAGGAGAAGUACCAACUGGCUGCCCGACGGGACCUCCAGAACCUGCUCCAGACUUCUAGCUCCAGCCUGAAGUUCCUCAUCUCUCGAAAUGUGGCAGCUUUUCAAGAAACGUUUGAGAGCCUCAUCAAGCAGGCGGAGAACUUCACCAAUUCCCUGCUCCUCAGCACCUACAGGAACAUGGCUGGAGACGCCUCAGGCCCCGUACAGGAGCUCUUCACUGACAUUGGCCUGUUUGUGCUGGGCUCCGAGCUCAGCGUGGAAGACUUUGUUGACCGUUUCUUCGACAGCCUCUUCCCGUUGGUCUAUAACCACCUGAUCAAUCCCGGUCUGACCGAUAUUGCCCUGGACUACGCCGAAUGUGUGCGGUCUGGCCGCAGGGAGAUCCGCCCCUUCGGCAGUAUUCCCAAACAGCUGGCAGGACAGAUAAGGGGUUCUGUGCUCCCUGGCCGUGUCUUCCUCCAGGCCCUGAACCUUGGGAUUGAGGUGAUCAACACGACCGACCACCUGCAGUACUCGAAGGAGUGCAAGCGGGCCCUUCUGAAGAUGCAGUUCUGCCCUCACUGCCAGGGUCUGACUCGCAGCAAGCCCUGCAUGGGCUACUGUCUCAACGUUAUGCGGGGCUGCCUCGCUAGCAUGGCAGAGAUCGAUGCCCACUGGAGGGAGUUUAUCUUUUCCCUGGAGGAGGUGUCCAACAGCAUGCACGGGACCUAUGACCUGGAGCAAAUACUGCUCGGAGUGAACACUCUAGUCAAUGAUGCCAUCACGCACGCCCAGAGAAACGGGCCUAGACUCUCGGUGCAGGUUCACAGGUUAUGUGGACACCCGAACAGGAAGCCAGCGCAGUCCGUCAGCACCCACCAAGACAGCGGCAGGGACUCAAUCCCUCUCAGGGGUUCACAGCGAGACACAGAGGAGACCCUUACGAGCAGGAGGAAGGAGCUCAUCAACAGCUUGCGACUUUACCGGACGUUUUACGGCGGCUUGGCAGACCAUCUGUGCGCCAGCGAGCUGGCUUCGGCAGACGGGCUGUCAUGUUGGAACGGAGCGGACGUCGUCAAGAGCUACACGCUCCGGGUGGUGGGGAAUGGGAUUAAAGCUCAGGCGGAUAAUCCAGAGGUGAAAGUGAAGGAGGCUGACCCCGUGAUCAAUCAGAUCAUCGAUAAACUGAAGCACAUCAAUCAGUUGCUGCAGGGGAAGUCAAUUCCAACAUUCGGGACAUUGGACCGGAUCGAGACAGGGAGCGGAGACAAGGAGGGGCGUUUCAGUGGCGACUGUGAUGACGAGGAUGGCUGUGUUGGGUCUGGGAGCGGAGAGGUGAAGAAAGUCUUAAAAGUCACCAAAUGGACUCCAGACAAGGUGAACGAUCAUAGGAGGUUUGACCCACGGACGGAGGAGAGCUCUGAAACGGCCGGCACAUCUGGCACGGGAAGCACAGCAGAAGCUGGCCCAUUGACCUUGAGCUUAAUUUGUGCACUCGCAAUACUGUUGUGGUAGCGUCACUCACCCUCAGCACAUAAGUCCACACAAGAGACUUUUUUUUUCUUUUCCUUUUUUUUUUUCCUACAACCAGGAAAUACACAAGAGGGUCCUCUAAAGCAACGGUGUCGAAGCUCUGCUAUUGAGUGCUGGAGGAGUGCCUCUCCUGACUGGACGGAUGUCUGGACAAGGGGGGAAAUCAUACCAGAAAGAAAGCAGCAUGGAACCUUAGCUGAGUCCCAGAAUUCCUGGGAAACACAUACCCUCUCUCCUUCUGUCUCUCUCUCUCUGGCUCUCUCUGUGACUAAAAGGAAACAUAAAGUGAUGCAGCAUGUUUGGGCAUUUACUUUGCCUAAGAAACACUGAAUUUAUUUAUUUUAUUUUGUAUUUUCUAUGCUGCUGACUCUACAAUUUGCUCUCUAGAAAAGUAUACAACAAAUAAUUCUCGUCUCACUGCCAUGGAAUGCUCCU
Molecule: messenger RNA, 2427 nt
Organism: Megalops cyprinoides (Indo-Pacific tarpon)
Lineage: Eukaryota; Metazoa; Chordata; Actinopteri; Elopiformes; Megalopidae
Gene: gpc5a
Product: glypican 5a
Exons: 8
Coding region: 274-1974 (566 amino acids)
Biological process (GO): cell migration; regulation of protein localization to membrane; positive regulation of canonical Wnt signaling pathway
Cellular component (GO): plasma membrane; extracellular region; cell surface
Source: RefSeq, a predicted model, not a curated record